GUAUAUGUUAAAAACUUAUGUUCAUGUAGCGUAAGUUCGAUUCUAUCAUGAGCUCAACCUGCAAAUAUUUUUCAAUAUUACUGGUUGUUUUGUUCGGGAUCUGCUUAAUAAGAACAUUCGUAAUUGUCAAUUUAUCCAAAAAGAAACUUCCGAAAUGCUCGAAAAAUGAGAACCAUGCAUUUAUCGAGGUUGAUUGGAAAAGAUGGGAAAGAUUUAAAGAUACUUUACGAAUGGAAACAAUUUCUUAUGAAGCAAAUGAACAAAACAAAGACGAGUUGAAGAAGCUCGUAGAAUAUAUAAUCCAAGCACACCCGACGAUAUUCAAAUCCAAGCAUGUACAAUAUGAAAUAGUAAAUGGGUACAGCCUUCUCAUUCACGUACAAGGAAGAGACAAAUCACUUCUACCUUAUCUACUUGCCGCUCAUCUCGAUGUUGUUCCUGUCGUUGAACAUGAGUGGUCGGUUGAUCCUUUUAGUGCUAUCGAAAAUAAGGAUGGAACGAUAGUCUAUGGAAGGGGAACACUGGAUGAUAAAGGGUCUUUGAUGGCUCAACUUGCUGCACUGGAAUACUUUUUGGAAAUAGGAUUAGUGCCGCAGAGAAGUUUUUACAUUGCACAUGGCCAUGAUGAGGAGAUUUCCGGAUAUCAAGGUGCAAAACAUAUUGCAGCAACAUUAAAGAAAAAAGGUGUCGAUCGUUUGCAUUUUGUACUAGACGAAGGUCUCGUCGUGACGAGGGGCUUGUUUGGGAGUAUGGACCAGGACUUGGCAUUAGUUGGGGUCACCGAAAAAGGCAUUGCGUUUUUGAAUCUAAGUGUUGAAAUUCAUGGUGGACAUUCAUCUAUGCCAGCAAAAGAAACAGCGAUCGGAAUUAUGUCUGGAGCAAUAUCAAGACUUCAAUCAAAUCAAAUGCCGGGUAGAAUUGACAACCUCAUGACAGAAAUGUUGGAAUCAUUGGCACCUGAAAUCGGCUUUCCGACUAACAUUGUUUUAAGUAACAUAUGGUUAUUCAAGCCACUUUUAUGUUGGCUGUUGUCAAAUAAUCAGAUGCUGCAAGGCGGAGUGAGAACUACGACUGCCGUUACAAUUAUGCGAGGUGGAAUGAAGGGCAAUGUUAUUCCCUCAUCUGCUUCGGCUAUUGUUAAUCACAGAAUACAUCCUUGGGAUUCACUGGAUGAUGUUCUGCAACACGAUCAACGAAUUAUAAACGACGAUAGAGUGAGAAUAACUGUGUUGCACGAAAGUGAACCUCAUCCUAUAUCACCAUUUAGUCGAUCAUCAUCAAUCACUUAUCAACUUUUAACGGAUACAAUAGAACAAAUCUUUGAUAACGUGAUAAUCGGACCUGCUGCCUUAGUGGCGAACACCGACACAAGGCAUUAUCUAACAUUUUCGGAAAAUAUUUAUCGUUUUAAUCCUAUGGUCUUAACAAAAGAUGAAAUAGCCAGCAUCCACGCAAAGAAUGAAAGAAUAAGUCGAGAUAAUUUUGAAAAAAUGAUCAACUUUUAUUUUCAUCUAAUGAUUAAUUCAGACAGAACAAAACUACGCGAAAUAACGGACAAAAAAGGAGAACUUUAGAAUAUUUAUGAAAACAAAUAUAUAUUUUUUCUCUCCAAUUUUAUUUAUGCUAUUUUUCAAACUUCAACGCAUGUUUUAAAUUGAGAAUUUGCCAUCUGUACUCAUUUCAUUUUAAAUCAUAAUUUGAAGUAAAAAUCUUAUGAACAAUCAAAUAGUAA
Messenger RNA from Styela clava, 1732 nucleotides. RefSeq names its product N-fatty-acyl-amino acid synthase/hydrolase PM20D1-like. Gene Ontology annotation, molecular function: hydrolase activity, acting on carbon-nitrogen (but not peptide) bonds, in linear amides. The record is from RefSeq and is a predicted model, not a curated record. Gene Ontology annotation, biological process: amino acid metabolic process; lipid metabolic process. Lineage: Eukaryota; Metazoa; Chordata; Ascidiacea; Stolidobranchia; Styelidae.